AUGGACAACGAUGGAAGGGCGAGUGGUGGCAGCAAGAGGAAGGAGAGGGAUGCAGCGAGCAGCCGCGGCACAUACUCAAGUACGCGAUCAAAGCGAGAAUCGCCAUCACGAGAUGCCAAGAAGGCCAGGCCGAGCAGUACCGCCACUUCGACUUCAGGAGAGCGAAGGCGAGAGGGGGAUGAAGACGACUCGUCAGCUACAGCAACGGCCAUCUUGCUUCAAUCAGAGAGACAGAUUGAGCGAGAGACGCUGCGAACGAUCGAGAAAAUAGUCACCCGCUACCACUGCGCCCUCUGUCACAAGCCGCUCGAAGGCCUGCCGCGACGAAAGACGGACGAGUCGUAUGUGAUCAACAAGGACAAGGCACUGUACAAACUCACCAUCGUGCCAGGCGAGAAGGUGUCCAUCAAAAGGGACAAGGGAGUGGAGGUCCAAUACAGCUCGGCGCCGCAGCACGGUGCUGCUCAGUACACCUAUAUUCUGAAGGAUGCGUUGGUUCCCGCUGCCCAGGUCCCUGUGACAGAACGAAGAGGCGGUGGCGCAGGCAGUUGGCGCUCGAAGGAAGAGUCACAGUUCCUCGCCGCCACAACGAAGGGAGAAUUCACGCUGGCGUGCUGCUCGCUGCACAACAAGACAAGGUCCGUUCGCCACCUCGAGCGGAUGUCCGGCGAGCGAUGGACCUGCAAGGCCGGCCACAAGUGCCUGUGA
Molecule: messenger RNA, 708 nt
Organism: Acanthamoeba castellanii str. Neff
Lineage: Eukaryota; Discosea; Longamoebia; Acanthamoebidae
Exons: 6
Coding region: 1-708 (235 amino acids)
Source: RefSeq, a predicted model, not a curated record